Messenger RNA from Neurospora hispaniola, 859 nucleotides. RefSeq names its product 60S ribosomal protein L34. Gene Ontology annotation, cellular component: ribosome. The coding region runs from base 134 to 487 and encodes 117 amino acids. The record is from RefSeq and is a predicted model, not a curated record. Gene Ontology annotation, molecular function: structural constituent of ribosome. The transcript has 3 exons. Gene Ontology annotation, biological process: translation. Lineage: Eukaryota; Fungi; Ascomycota; Sordariomycetes; Sordariales; Sordariaceae.
CACUGGGGCUGGGUGGGGCUUGCGCUGGGCGCCCGCACAGAAAUUUCCUAACCACCAAUCUUCAAAAUUCAUCCACUUCGCAGUCGUGAGCGAUAGUUUUGCAGCAUCGAAACUCGACAGCAACACCGCAGCAAUGGCGUCUUCUCGUGUCACCUACCGCCGCCGCAACCCCUACAACACCACGUCUAACAAGACGCGGAUUGUUAAGACCCCUGGCGGUCAGCUGCGUGUUCUGCACAUCAAGAAGCGCGGUACUGCUCCCAAGUGCGGUGACUGCGGCAUCAAGCUCCCUGGUGUCCCUGCCCUCCGCCCCCGCGAGUACGCUCAGCUCUCCAAGCCCAAGAAGACUGUCCAGCGUGCCUACGGUGGUUCCCGCUGCGGCAACUGCGUCCGCGACCGUGUCGUCCGUGCUUUCCUCAUUGAGGAGCAGAAGAUCGUCAAGAAGGUCCUCAAGGAGCAGAGCCAGGCUGAGAAGUCCAAGAAGUAAACAAGUUAAAUUGUCAGCUUUCUUUGGGUCUUUGUCUUGGGGGAAAUCAACAAAUAUGGUUGCGCAAGGUUGACGGUCUCAUUGCUUCGGUGUUCAAUUGGGAAAAGGGGGCUGCACAGCAUUGCGAUGCCAUAACACAGCAACACAAUACAGCCGGGGAUUUAUCGGUUGUCUCUUGUUCUCUUAGGGCUGCUUUCUCACCCGGAAUGAGGUUCCAUCAAUGAAACUGGACUUCAAGCCGUGCUCACACCGACCGAACCGAACCUGGGCAAUGCUGCUGGGAGGAGAUGAACAGCCGCCUAGGCGUUGCCCUGCCUCUGCUAUAUCUCUAUAUAUCUAGAUUUGGCUUAGGAUUUGGAGGGCGUCCAGGCG